Molecule: messenger RNA, 279 nt
Organism: Symbiodinium necroappetens
Lineage: Eukaryota; Dinophyceae; Suessiales; Symbiodiniaceae
Source: the annotation of a GenBank genome assembly
AUGGCCCCAUGUCCGGACAACGGAUGGCAGUAUAUCGAUCCGUCCGGAAACAUUCAAGGGCCAUUUCCUAUCGAGAAGAUGAGGGUGUGGCACCGGCAUAACUUUUUCUAUGCCGAGCUGCUGAUGCGAUCGGAUCCAGUGGUGCGGGGCUUUCACUGGGCUCCGCAUUUGAGUUCUACGCAAAACUUGCGGGGGUUGGAAAGCAUCAGCGAACAUGUGCACGCUUGGGGAAUCUUUGGAGCGCAAGGCUGGAGUUCACGGCUGGAGUGCGCGCUGUAA